Messenger RNA from Penicillium hordei, 1194 nucleotides. RefSeq lists its product as uncharacterized. NCBI's taxonomy places the organism in Eukaryota, Fungi, Ascomycota, Eurotiomycetes, Eurotiales, Aspergillaceae. The record is from RefSeq and is a predicted model, not a curated record. Gene Ontology annotation, biological process: carbohydrate transport; transmembrane transport. Gene Ontology annotation, cellular component: membrane. Bases 1 to 1194 code for a protein of 397 amino acids. The transcript is spliced from 6 exons. Gene Ontology annotation, molecular function: carbohydrate:proton symporter activity.
AUGUUCCAGGCCGGCCGCUUUGUUUGCGGGCUUGGAAUCGGUAUCCUUGUAACCGUCUGUCCGAUGUAUCUUUCCGAAAUGUCGAGUGCUCUGCGCCGUGGCUGGCUUGUUGGUCACCACGCUAUUUUCCUGGUCUUUGGAUAUAUGCUUUCAGGAUGGGUGGGUUAUGCUUGUUACUAUGCAACAGGCCCCCUGUCUGGGUUUGGCUGGAGAUUCCCCCUUGCCUUGCAAUGUUUGCCCGCGUUGGUGCUGCUUCUGGGAUCUCCUUGGCUCCCGCGUUCACCCCGUUGGUUGAUUUCGAAGGGUAAGUUCGACGAAGCGCAGCAUGUUCUCCAACGGCUCCGUCAAUCACCAGAUGACCCGGACAACUUGGCUGCCAAGGAGGAGUUCUUCCAGACGAAAGAGCAAAUCCGACUCGAGGCUGAGAGAUUGGCUACUUAUGGUAACGUGUGGAAGGCUGUCGUUACAAAGAAGGCAUACAGAAAGCGGAUGGCUAUCGGAUUCCUUACGCAGUGGGGCGCUGAAUUUGGCGGACCUUUAAUCAUCAACAACUAUGCCGUUCUUUUAUACACAAACUUGGGAAUGGAGGGCGGUAUGCCUCUGCUCUUGAGUGCUGUCUGGCUUACGACAGCUGGUCUGAUCUACAAUCCUCUAGGCGCCUGGCUCCAUGAUAAAGUCAACUCUAGGCGCGGCAUGUACAUGACCGGCUUUGUCGGUAUUAUCAUCUCUACAUCCUGCCUAGCUGCUAUGACUGCCCAGUACGCCGGUACAACCAACAAGGUCGGAAAUGGAUUCGGUAUCUUCUUCAUUACUUUCUGCGACACCACUAUGUACCUCUAUGUUUCGGAGAUUUUCCCGACCGAAAUCCGUCCAAUUGGCAUGGGCUUCUCCCUCUUCGGUCAAUUUGCUUCCACCCUCAUCCUCCUGCAAACUGCCCCCAUGGGCUUCGGCAACGUUGUCAUCUACUUCUUCUUCCCUGAGACUGCUGGUCUCACCUUAGAGGAAAUUGCCCAAAACUUCGGCGAGGAGGUUGCUGUUAACCUCACCGGUGCCACGGAUGAGGAAAAAGCUCGGCUCGACCACCAGCUAGUCACAGGUGAGAAUGUUCAAUCACCUGUGACCUCGGAGCUAGAGAAAGAGACCAAGCCGUUGUCAACAAAUCAGACUGAACAGAACAUGUCGAAAGCAGAAUAA